AUGCAGGCACAUGCUUUGCGAAACGAGGGCACUGAGCUUCACACACCAUUGAAGGGAUCCACACUGGCCGCAGUUUUGGCAGAGCAGCUGUCAACGGGUUCUUCUGAAGGAAGAAGAGAGGAUCUAUUGUUCAUCUUUGCAGCUCUGCAGACUGCUGUGAAGAAGAUUGCGCAUCUGUUGAGCCGUGCGGGCAUCGAGGACCUUUUUGGAGAGGCCACAGCGGCUGCUGGAUCCGCCGAAAGGGACAAAGCGAAAAAGUUGGAUGUGGUUGCAAAUGAGGUGUUGAAGCUGGCGUUGGAGGGCACGGGCAGGGUGAGUCUGAUGGCAUCAGAAGAGGACGACGAGCCAGUCAGCGUCCAGUCAGCAUGCGACAGGGACGGGAGCAGCUAUGUGGCUGUCUUUGACCCGCUGGAUGGCUCACGCAACAUCGACGCCAGCAUUCCGACCGGGACAAUCUUUGGGCUCUACCCUGCUGCCACACGCGGCGACCCCACCGACGCUCUGCAGCGGGGGACGCAGCAGAUUGCGGCCGCGUAUGCGCUGUACUCAUCUGCUACCAUGCUGGUGGUUUCCUGGGGCAGUGGAGUGCACGGCUUCACUCUUGACACCACGCUCGGCGAAUUUGUGCUGACUCACCCACACAUCCGCAUCCCCCAAAGAGGCGCGCUGAUGCUCUGCCUCAAUCUCUCCUUCAUAUACUCAGUGAAUGAUGCGCGCUACUUUGACUGGCCUGAGGGGCUGAGGCGCUAUAUUGAUGACAUCCGGCAAGGCAAGGGCCAGAACCCGAAGCAGUACUCUGCCCGAUACAUCUGCUCCCUAGUUGCUGACUUCCACAGGACGCUGCUGUAUGGGGGAGUUGCCAUGAACCCUCGCUCACACCUGCGGCUCGUCUAUGAAGCCAACCCCCUGGGCUUUCUGGCAGAACAGGCUGGCGGGAGGGCGUCUGAUGGCAAGCGGCGCAUUCUGGACAUCCAGCCAGAGAAGCUGCACCAGAGGCUGCCCCUGUUUCUGGGGAGCCCAGAUGACAUAGCAGAGCUGGAAACUUAUGAGGACGUCCAACAGAUACACAACCCUGGCUACACUGUGUGA
Messenger RNA from Coccomyxa subellipsoidea C-169, 1089 nucleotides. RefSeq names its product chloroplast fructose-1,6-bisphosphatase II. The transcript is spliced from 7 exons. Bases 1 to 1089 code for a protein of 362 amino acids. Gene Ontology annotation, biological process: sucrose biosynthetic process; fructose 6-phosphate metabolic process; fructose metabolic process. Gene Ontology annotation, molecular function: fructose 1,6-bisphosphate 1-phosphatase activity. Gene Ontology annotation, cellular component: cytoplasm; cytosol. The record is from RefSeq and is a predicted model, not a curated record. NCBI's taxonomy places the organism in Eukaryota, Viridiplantae, Chlorophyta, Trebouxiophyceae, Coccomyxaceae.